This is a messenger RNA of Dictyostelium purpureum, 225 nucleotides long. RefSeq lists its product as uncharacterized. Bases 1 to 225 code for a protein of 74 amino acids. The record is from RefSeq and is a predicted model, not a curated record. Lineage: Eukaryota; Evosea; Eumycetozoa; Dictyosteliales; Dictyosteliaceae. The transcript has a single exon.
AUGUAUGAUGAAAGAUUUGAAAAACAACCCCAAUGUUUAAUGAAUGACUUGAAAACCCCAAUGUAUGACGAACGAUUUGAAAAACAACCUCAAUGUUUAAUGAAUAACUCGAAACCCACAAUCUAUGAUGAAAGAUUUAAAAAACAACCCCAAUGUAUGAAGAACGAUUUGAAAAAACCACAGCGUUUGAAUGACUUAAUAAACCGGCAAUGUAUGAUGAAAUAA